GUUCUGUUCGCGGUAAUGCCGCAAAACAGGUGGGCGAUAUCAUUUCGCCUUGGAAUAGUCCUACCUCAUCAACACCUACGAUGACCUCCCCGCUGCGAACCAAUUCUGCGCUCGACAAACAAGUAGGCACACUGACAGAGACUGCCGUGCAGUCCGACCAUCCUGCACAAUCUGUUGCCCGCAAGAAGACCCCCGCGUUUUGGCUGAUAUUCUUCGCUUUAUGCGCCUCUCUGUUCUUAUCAGCUUUGGAACUUACAGCUGUAUCAACGGUACUACCAACCAUUGCUCACGAUCUCCAUGCGACCGAGUUCAUAUGGGUGGGUUCCGCAUAUGCGCUUUCUUCCACCGCCUUCCUUCCCAUGAGCGGAAAUCUAGCUCAAAUUUUCGGCCGUCGCCCUGCACUUCUGGUUUGCCUUGCGAUAUUUGCUCUCGGAAGUGGCAUUUGUGGGGGCGCCCGGAACAUGAAUAUGCUAAUCGCCGGAAGAACUGUUCAAGGGCUAGGAGGCGGUGGUAUUCAAUCAUUGUCAGCGAUCAUUCUCGCGGAUUUGGUUACACUUCAAGAGCGUGGUCUGUACGCUGGGUUAUUCGGAUUAACCUGGAGUAUCGCUGGAAUGAUUGGACCAAUUAUUGGCGGUAGUCUGGCAGACAACGGACAGUGGAGAUGGCUAUUCUACUUGAACCUCCCGAUAUGCGGUCUUUCAGCUGCAUUGGUGCUAGCGUUCUUAAAGCUUCCGACGCCUCCGGGUACACUCUCUCAGAAAGUUACACGAAUUGAUUGGAUCGGAAAUGUUCUUGUGAUUGCCAGCUCUAGCUCGACGGUUAUUGCUUUGACCUGGGGUGGAGUAAUUGCUCCAUGGGGAUCUUAUCGAGUGCUCGUGCCGCUGGUCUUGGGCAUCAUAGGAUUUGCCGCUUUCAUGCUCUAUGAAGCGUUAUGGGCUGUAAAUCCAAUCGUUCCUUCCGCGCUCACGUCCAAUCGCACCAGCCUCAGUGGCUAUCUUCAGACAUUCUUCGUUGGUGUUGUCGCUCUUGGAAUUGUUUACUAUUAUCCUGUCUACUUCCAGGGGUGUAAGGAUGCCUCACCGAUAGGAUCUGGUGUCUUAAUCCUGGGCGUAGGCACGCUCGCACCUUCUGCACUUAUUGCUGGUGUUAUGGUCAAUCGCGCUCGCCGAUAUCGGCCGCAAAUGUGGGCUGGAUGGUGCCUGAUCAUGAUCGGAUUGGGUUUGUUUACCACGUUAACGGUGGAAUCGUCCAGAGGCAAAGCCGUUGGAUAUGGGGUACUCGUGGGAGUUGGCAUUGGUUUUGAAUACUCUACCACUCUAUUUCCUGUACAAGCUCCUCUGACGGUCAAACAGAAUGCGCAUGCACUCGCAUUCUUGAUGUUUGUUCGUUCCUUUGCCGGAGUCUGGGGCAUGACUAUUGGGUCCACAGUCCUACAGAACGAAUUGAAGCGUCAUCUCGAUAGCGACUUCCUCGCCGAAUUCCCCACUGGCGCUGCCAUUGCUUAUGCGCUGAUUCCGGAGAUCCCUCAUCUCACUCCCUCUCUGAAACUCAAUGCACAGACGGCAUUUGCCACAAGCCUGAAGGUUUUUUGGGAAGUGCUUUUGGGUGUCGGCGCAUUGGGAUUGCUAUCUUCGUUCCUCAUGAAAGGCUUGCCCCUCCAUACCACUCUGGAUGAGGAGUGGGCGAUGAAAGAAAGGAGCAGGAAGGAAGAGAGUCGUGAAGAGGCGGUGCUACUGUCCAUCCCCGACAAUGAUUUUUCGGUCAAGUCAGAGCCGUGAAGCCGUAGCCUUCUGCGCUGUUAGCUCUUCUUCGAUACGUUUAGUCUUUUGACAAAAUGCUGGUUGUUUACUCCAAUAUGACUAUGCUGUUCCAUUUUCGCCUUCGUUGGUAUCUUCGAUGGCCAGUACAUGCGCAUCAACUAAGCGG
Molecule: messenger RNA, 1926 nt
Organism: Laetiporus sulphureus 93-53
Lineage: Eukaryota; Fungi; Basidiomycota; Agaricomycetes; Polyporales; Laetiporaceae
Product: MFS general substrate transporter
Exons: 9
Coding region: 81-1778 (565 amino acids)
Biological process (GO): transmembrane transport
Molecular function (GO): transmembrane transporter activity
Source: RefSeq, a predicted model, not a curated record